AUGCAACGCUUUUGCAGCCUGUUCACAAGGACAGUUGCCGCACCCAAAAGGCUGCAUAGAUGGUCUCGCAACGAUGCAAGACCAUUACACGUCUCUGCGGCUUCAAAACAGGCGGUAACAGACCGUCAAACAUUGCCCAAGGUUGCCGGCGAUGGGGAGGGGUUUUCGUUCGACUUGGACUACGAAAGCGAAGUCGUGGAUCAUUUGGUAGACGCGGAGAUGCUGGAUGCAGCCGUCAAGGCUCACUCCUGGCCAGACGUGCGCAAUAUUGCGAGCAAGAGCCUUCAGGCUUCGAACAUUGACCCUAGACUAGCAGCAUCGCUACUCGAAGUCGAUUUCAAGGAAAACAUUCUCGAUAUCCGGCAGGCGAUUGAAAUCUACAGGGGUCUUGCAAAGAACGCCAACCUGGAACAGCUACCCAUCACUGCCCUCUUCUACAUCGCCCACCUUAUCAUAACCUCGAAGGAAUCCAACGUCGAGGUAACCGAGAAAGUCCUCGCCGAACUGCUGCGUCGAUGGUCAUUGGUGGAUGGUGUCGGUCCAGAAGGGCACUUCCCAGGAACAUGGACCACUCUUCGCUUGGUGCAGCAUCUAUACACAAAAGAUGCCUCUAUUGCCGCCUCUUAUUUCCGACAAAUGGUCAGCUUACGCCCUCUGUGGCCCUCACGCGCGAUGAGACUACCAACUACCAUCAACGACCUCGGCACAGUCAUAUCCAUAUUCACAAUCCGAUGCUGCAUUGGAUGGCGUUGGUGGAGGCGUGCCUAUAACGUCGCCCGAGACCUUCUCGAAGUGGCUGACCAGAUGGACAACGCCACCGCGGCUGUUGUGCGCAGGGUUCUCCAUGAACUCGUCGACUCGCAGAUCUCGGGGGCAACUUCAAAGUUUGAGCUGCAGCUUUCAGGGGCUUUGCUGUGCUCACUAGCCCAGCAUUCGACUCUACAGCCUGUGCGUGCCAGUCUGCUACGUCGCUUCUACGAGGCCUGUACACCAACAGAGACCACGCACCCAGAGGUCAUGAGCCGUGUCUACCUCUUUCUUGAAUCGCUCAAUCGAAAGGGCAAAUCUAUUGUGUACCAACCGCCCAGAGGCGCUUCGUUGCUCACACUCCUGUCUUAUUACCAACAAACAGGCGACCAAAAGGCGGCGAGGCUACUCCUAUCCGUCACACACAAACACUUUACAAUGAUGGGACCGACCCGACUCACCAGAUACGUCUCCCUCCUCGCCCAAUUCCCAUUCGCAACGGAAGCGCGUGAGGUAUACACCUUUUGCGAGUACUCCCCCCGGCCAGAGAUCCGCCUUAUAAUGCGCAACCCAUCUGUAGCGAAGAAGCUGGUUAGUCUCUUCGCCUCGAUGGCUGAAGCUGCGCAACAGCGCUCUCUCAAGUCUGAAGAUGAUGCAGAGAGACAUAUGGCUGCAGCAAAAGACUUCAUGACCUUCGCCCAGCACGUAGUGAACAAGUUCCGGCACCGCAGUACCCUGCUGGAACGAUGGGAUCAUUUUGCACUCACUACCCUCGCGCGUAUCAACUUUGAAAUCGGAUUCUUUGGCAUCGGACUGCGGGCAAUGGAAAUUGUCUCCAAACGAAAGGACAUUCUCCCCGACGAGUUUGAUAUCACCAUUCUCAUUCACACACUAGCGACGGGCGAUCCUCGCAGCGCAUUUGAGCUCGUCAAAUAUAUGAUCGAGAAGGAAUUUGAGCCAAAUGAGGUGGCCUACGGGACUGUCGUCUCACAAGCUAUGAAGCAUGGCGAUUUUGCACUCGUACAGGAAGUCAGAGCGCUCGCUUCCGAGCGAGGACAUACGCUCAGGGACCCAAGGGUUCUCGGUGCGGUCUACUGA
Molecule: messenger RNA, 1845 nt
Organism: Serendipita indica DSM 11827
Lineage: Eukaryota; Fungi; Basidiomycota; Agaricomycetes; Sebacinales; Serendipitaceae
Source: the annotation of a GenBank genome assembly